Molecule: messenger RNA, 1685 nt
Organism: Eriocheir sinensis (Chinese mitten crab)
Lineage: Eukaryota; Metazoa; Arthropoda; Malacostraca; Decapoda; Varunidae
Gene: Ppcdc
Exons: 5
Coding region: 591-1403 (270 amino acids)
Biological process (GO): coenzyme A biosynthetic process
Cellular component (GO): phosphopantothenoylcysteine decarboxylase complex
Molecular function (GO): phosphopantothenoylcysteine decarboxylase activity; FMN binding
Source: RefSeq, a predicted model, not a curated record
UAUCAAGCUGUGUCCCAAUGAGUAGUCAGGAGGGAUGGCAUCCAUGACCUUUGGGCAGAAGAGCUUCACGCCGACACCCCCACAGAAAGGCAGCUUUCCCCUUGACCACCAGGGCGAGUGUAAAAAGUUCAUGAUCAAUUACCGCUGAGUGGCUUAAAACUACCCACAUGCUGUCCUGAAGACCACCCAUCAACCCGGACUCUAGAGGAAGCCGUCCAAGCGAAUCAAAAACGAGUUCCGGGGGGCAGCAUGAGCCAGUGCAAGAUGGCGCCACUAUAAACACUCGCCUGCGCCAGAACGGGCUGGGCCGACCAUCAGGCCCCACCUGAAAGAAGCCUUGGGCCGACCAUCAGGCCCCACUGGGAAGAUGCCUACCGGCGCAAUAGGCAACAACAUACAUGCUGUGCUUGCGGGAAAAUAAAAACGAAAACUCCCUGUGUCGUGAGCAGUCUCAAGACUACCUGGCCUGUCGCAUGGAGAAGGGUCUGAUGGUUCAAGAAGAGUGGAGUAAGCUAGGAUAUUCAGACCUGGAGACUUUGAAAAAAAAGUCCACUUGAAGACUUCCAGCAGCCAGACAAAAAGCAGGGGCCAUGUUCCGACUGCCUCCCCUUGGCUCAGGGCCCAGGGUCCUGUUGGGGUGUACAGGUAGUGUGGCAACAAUCAAGGUGCCAGAGUUGGCCAGGAGGUUACAGGAGCGUGGAGCAACUGUGGUUAUUGUUCCCACCAAGAAUGCAUGUCACUUCUUGAGGGUGCAGUCCAAGGUGGACACAGGCCCUCAUAGGAGAAUGGCUGGUGGUGGUGCCACCACCUACCCUCGUCAAGAAAGGAAGACCUCUGACAAUGGAGAGUUAAGAUGCAGUGACAGUGAGGAGCAGAAUAGCAGCAGUGACCAGUGCAGUCGUUGUGGUAGCCGGAGCCCCAUGGGUGUACAAAGUUCAAGUGGGGGAGAUGGUAGUAGCCUGCGGUUCCUCUACCCAGACCUGAACUUUGUGCUGGAUCAAGAUGAGUGGGCAGCCUGGGGUGGGCGUGGGGACCCAGUGCUUCACAUACAGUUGAGAGACUGGGCUCAGCUAAUGGUCAUAGCACCUCUUGAUGCCAACACCAUGGCUAAGAUAGCCCAGGGGCUCUGUGACAAUUUGCUGACCUGUAUUGUUCGUGCUUGGGAUGUGACACGACCCCUUGUCUUCUGCCCUGCCAUGAACACACACAUGUACAAGCACCCACUCACCAUGCGGCACACAGCAAUGCUGAAGGACCUUGGGUAUAUCGAGGUGUGUGUGGUGAGCAAGCGGUUGGCAUGUGGAGAUGUAGGGCCUGGAGCUAUGGCUGAUCUUGACAACAUCAUCAAUGCUGCAAUGCAGGAGCUGCCUGGUGCUCAGAGGAUCUCUCACGGACCAUUUUAGUCAGUUAGAAGGAAUAUUUUGCUUCUCAAGUACGAUGAGUGGAUAGUUUAAAGUUGUUCUGAAGUUUCAAAUUAUUGGAUUGUAAAAAUGUCAUCAUUGUAACAAUAGCUUUUCAUGUAAACCAAUAUUUUAAUACAAAUCUGUAUUGAACAUGGUUGUGUAUGUGCACAAAUGUAAAUAUCUUAUUAUUGGUUGAAGAGCAAUCAGGGAGUAUCAGGAGACAUAAUCUAGUAAUUUUUAGAAUGUAUAAAGUAAAAUAAAGUUGAAGAUGUAUAAAUUAAA